CCGCGGUGUAUUGGUGCGCGCAGUACGCGCUCGGCGUUCCGUCUCGUCCGAACUCCCUCUUCCAUCCCACCCCCAUUGGCCUCCCAUCACAGGGACUGCAGAACCCAGACCAGCAGCCUCCCCUUGCGAAGACAGGAGCCCGCUCCUGGAUUACUGCAUUGUUUUGUCAUUUCCCAGCCACAGAGAUGGAGAAGAAGGAGAAAAUGGUGACGAUGAGGAUGACGAUGGUGCGCUCUCAAUGGUGGAUUUCCCUUUUGUUCAUCUGCGGAUUGAUGCACGUCGGUCACCAGAACAACCUCCAGCCCCUUAAUGCAGGCGUCUCGUCCAUCUUCAAUGCGCCUCAUAAAAAAGAAGGCAGGUUUCUGGGCAAGGAGGACACGCUGCCUGUCCGCCUGCUCUACAGCCGACACAACCACAGCCAGAUCGGCCACGAUCAGCUCAGCACCCGGGUGAGGGGCAGCCUCGGAUCCCCGCAGAUGAACCAUGUGGCCCAGGCCAGUUUUCAAGUAGAGGCUUUUGGCAGGAAGUUCACCUUGGAUGUGGAGCUAAACCAUGAUCUGCUGUCUUCAGAGUACGUGGAGAAACAUUUGUCAGCGGAAGGGAGGACAGUUGUCACCGCGGGAGGAGAGCAUUGCUACUACCAAGGGAAAGUCAGAGAUGUACCUCACUCCUUUGCUGCCCUCUCUACCUGCCAUGGACUUCAUGGAAUGUUCUUCGAUGGAAAUCACACCUACUUGAUCGAACCAGGCGGUGAGCGUGGCACCAACAAUGAGGAUGACAGUGUUCACACGCUGUACAAAUCUGGAGGACCAGAGAGACUUCUUCAUGAUCUCACUGCCUUUCCAGAGCCACCAUUUCCCAGCCCUGAAUUGCCUGGAUCAAGGGAUGUUUACCGGAGAAAAAAGAGACAGGCUCUACGUUUGUCACGAAGUGUUGGGGAUGAGACAAAAUAUAUUGAGCUGAUGGUGAUCAAUGACCAUUUGAUGUACAAGAAGCAUCGUCUCUGUGUCGGCCACACCAAUAACUAUGCUAAGUCAGUGGUCAAUAUGGCUGACAUGAUUUUCAAGGAACAGCUGGAUACUCGCAUUGUGUUGGUCGCCAUGGAAACCUGGUCCGCUGACAACAAAUUCAACAUCGACGACGACCCCAUUACUACCCUGAGAGAGUUCAUGAAGUACCGAAAGGACUUCGUCACAGAGCGAUGCGAUUCUGUACACCUUUUUUCAGGAAAUCUCUUUCACAACAACUGGAGCGGAGCGUCCUACAUGGGAGGUGUUUGCACUCUCUCUAAAGGGGGAGGAGUAAAUGAGUAUGGAAAAACAGAUGAGAUGGCCAUAACUCUCGCUCAAUCCCUAGGGCAGAACAUUGGCAUCUUUUCUGACAAGAAGAGGAUCCUUAGCGGAGAGUGCAAAUGUGACGAUUACUGGUCAGGCUGCAUCAUGGAUGAUGUUGGCUUUCACCUGCCCAAGAGGUUCUCUGACUGCAAUGUGGAGGAAUACUAUAACUUCCUCAAAAGUGGCGGAGGCGCCUGCCUGUUCAACAAACCCCAGAAACUGCUGGACCCUCCUGAAUGUGGAAAUGGCUUUGUGGAGCCAGGAGAGGAGUGUGACUGUGGCAGCCCACAAGAUUGUGCCAAAGAGGGAGAGAACUGCUGUAAAAAGUGCACCCUAACUCAAGGCUCCAAAUGUAGCGAUGGAUUGUGCUGCAAUAACUGCCAGAUGGAAUUCAUGGGGGUUGUAUGCCGGGAUGCAGUGAAUGACUGUGACAUCCCCGAAAACUGCACAGGAAACUCCAGCCAGUGUCCACCAAAUCUGCUUAAGAUGGAUGGUUACACAUGUGAAAAAGACCAGGGGCGCUGCUUUAAUGGAAGAUGCAAAACAAAAGAUAAACAGUGCAAGUACAUUUGGGGCGAGAAGGCCACUGCGGCUGACAAGUUCUGCUAUGAGAAGCUCAACAUCGAGGGGACAGAGAAGGGCAACUGUGGGAGAGAAAAAGACACCUGGAUCCAGUGUAACAAACAGGACGUUCACUGCGGUUAUCUGCUAUGCUCCAACAUCUCGCCUCCUCCACGACUGGGAGAACUACAAGGAGGCCUUACAUCCUUUUCAGUGGCAAGACACAGUGGCUCACUGGACUGCAGUGGUGCUCAUGUGGUGAUCGAUGGAGACACUGACCUGGGCUAUGUGGAGGAUGGGACGGCCUGCGGGACAGACCACAUCUGUUUCAACCACAAAUGUCUCCCCCUCCAGCAGUUCAACUUUAGCAUCUGCCCCGGGACCACUGACAAAACCGUCUGCUCGGGACAUGGGGUGUGCAGCAAUGAGCUGAAGUGCGUGUGUUACCUGGGCUGGGCAGGAGAGGACUGUAACACCACGUCGACGCUCAGCUAUCUCGUGGUGGGACCCACAGCCUCUGUAUCAGGCAUUACCAGUACCAAUAUCAUCAUCUCGGCCAUCGUAGGCUCCAUCCUUUUCCUUGCCCUCAUACUUGCUGUGACAGCCUGGUGCUACAAGAGCUACAAGCAGAGAUGCUACGUGGAGUCUGAGGUCCACCGAAGAUUCUGCCGGCAAAUGCCCCCAGGUGACUAUGUAACAAAGCCCAGCGAUGCUGAUUCAUUUUACAGCGACAUGCCACCCGGCAUGAGCACAAACUCGGGAUGCAGCUCCAAGAAGAGGUCAGCCUACCUGUCACAUCUCCAGAUUUGUGCCCUGUCCUUCACUCCAUCCAUCCCAUCCAUAACUCAGAACAUUUUACUAUUUGGCUUCAGGUCUAAUGGUCUCUCCCACUCGUGGAGCGAGAGAAUCCCAGAUGCCAAACACAUCUCUGACAUUUGCGAAAACGGCCGACCAAGGAGCAACUCGUGGCAAGGGAAUCUCGGGGGCAAUCGCAAGAAACUGAAAGGAAAGAAGUUUCGUGCUCGCUCCAACUCCACAGAGACACUGUCUCCUGCUAAGUCCCCCACUUCCUCUACAGGGUCUAUUGCAUCCAGCAGGAGAUACCCUUACCCAAUGCCGCCUCUUCCCGACGACCAGAGAAAAGCUAACAGGCAGAGUGCAAGGCUGUGGGAGACUUCGAUAUAAGAGCAGAGGAAAACACAAUGUCACUGAAACACACAUACACUAAAAGUUAAAUGGAUUCCAAUCAGUAAAGACUACAAACCGUGUUGAAAGAACCCAACGGAUGAAAGCAGCACACAUCUGAGCAAGUCUGGCUUGCCGGUGCUCAGACCACAACAUUGUCCUCCAUGUUUAUUUCUGCAUCUGUGGCUGAUUGGUGAGUUACAAACAUCAAAUGCAUGAAUUAACAAAGACACUUUGGACGCACGUCAGGAGCAAACAUAAAUGAUGAAGCAUCUUUUCUCCUCCAUGUUUCUUUGUACAUAUAUAAAGACAACAACACUUUCUCUUUCUGUUUGAAUUGCUUGAACGCCUCAAGCUUCACGAAUGUAGAACCUUCUUCUGUCACAUUCCUGUGUCCAACAGGACCAAUAUUUUUUUUACAUGCUACAAUGUUAAAUUGUUACGUUUGGAUGUCCGACACCCUUUAAGAGGUCAUGAAAAUGCACAAAACUCUUUGUUUCAUUCAGAGCUGGUCAAAGUUGUGUUUUAUUGGCCCACAUUGCAAACAAAACAAAAAAAAAUGUUGAGAAUGGUGCUUUUUAUUUUGCCUAUCUUUAUGAGAGACAGGAAUACAUUUUUUCUCUUUUUGUGCAUUCUAACGUGUAAUAAUCAGCUCGUUGUAGGUGGCUAACUAUGCAGCAAAAAGGAGUUAUCCAUUCUGCCUUUAAAUUACUCUAAAAUGCUUUUAAAAACCGCCAACUAACCUGUGUAAUGACCAAGCUGUAGUGACAUUGUUAUUGCAAGAGUUAACACACAGGAAGCGUAGAAAAACCUCGCCUAGCUCGCAGAGACACUCACAAACUACGGCUGGGCGGUAAACAGGUAUUACACUUUAUACCGGUAUAUAUUAGAAAAAAAUAUAUGUGUGCGUCAAAACCGCCAUACAGUAGGCUGAUCAUAUUCUGAAAUCCCAAAAAGAGGACUCAUAUACAGCACGCCAAGGCCGGGAGUAGGUGAAAAUUUGCCAAUGAUACUCGAACUUGCUUUAUAAAUAAUAUAUUUAUUUAAAUAAAGCAUUUUUUCUCCUCUGUUGACUGCUGUGUUGGCGCUAGGGAUUUUGGAAAUGGGGUCCCACAGUAAAUUUUUGGGUCCCACUUUUUUGUAACCGUUUUGAAAACAAAUGCUGAACAUAUUCAUUAUCCUGUUGUAUCUCACAUUCUAUAUCGUGUUUUGGAAAAAGGUUGGCAUAAAUGUUACUUAAUUCAUUAAAAAAAUGAAUAAAAAAAGAAAACAAAUGUGUAUACAUCUGUAAAUGUAUUCAUUUAUAAACAUUCAUUCACUUUCUUCUUCAUGGAUCUAAACUUUACCGCUGCUGGUAAUUUUUUUUUUAUGUUUUCAUUUAAUAAGUUGUAGGUGUAUUUAUUUCAGUAUAAAAGUGUAAAACGUGUUUUGCUUCGGUCAUGAAAUGACGAUAAUGGUGUGCCAGGGCAUGCAUUCAUUUUAUAUUUAACGCUUAAAUCUUUGGAGUCUAUAUCAACUUCACACCUAUCCCUCAUUUCAAAAUGUUUUUUUUUUUAUGUUGGUUUUUUGUUUUCCGCCCUUUUUUGUCAAACAAAACUAUGUUUUUAAUGGCAAACUCACAAAAAUAUUCAAAAUCUUCCACCAAAAAUAUUUUUCUUAGUGGAAUAUUUGAUGUGAAGUAAUGACAAUCUUGGAUUGGUCAUUAAUUCAUAAUAACAUUGAUUUUGAUUCAAUAUUAUGUUUUGAGCAAUGACAGUUUGAAUGAAAAAAACAGCUUUGUUUUAUUAGUCAACAUUGCAACUUUUUCGGAAUUACAUUUCACCUUUAAGCUUUUUAAUUUCACUUUUGUUAUGUUUUAGUUUAUUUUAAUAGUAUUUUUAGAAUGUGCUGCAGGCCUUUAAGUCAUUAGCUGUGAGCUGCAAAUGGCCUCUUUGGCACACUUUUGACACCCCUGCUAUAGAUAAUAAAAAAUUAAAUCUGAUUAAUCUAUCGCGUUUAUCAUAACACACAGUCACCAUCUCUGCUUCAGUAAACAAUGACGGUGAUGACGUCACUGUCAGUGAUGCUAACUUGUCAGCCACUUCUUCAAAAGACUCUUUUUGAACACUCCUCACACAUUAACACUUCAAAAGGCAAACAAUUGCCCUGUUUUUUUGACCUGCAAAGUAUGUUUUCGAGGUGGAGGAGUCUGCUCGGUGCUGGUUAGCUUAAAGCUAACAGCUAGAAUGUCUCCAUCCUCGAACGAUGUGGAUCCAGCGGGAGAUAAAAGUGAAGUUUCCAUGGACUCACAAAUACUAAAAUAACUCAUUUACUGGAGUUAAAAAUGUUGACUUUACACUCACCUUAGUGUUUACCGAGAAGUCUAUUUCCUUUUCCCGGCAAACCUUGAACCAACACUUCCUGUCAAUAGUGUCACUUCCCUAACUUCCCCGAAAGUCCCGCCCCCAGCCAAAGCCAUUGGCUAACACCCCGUAGCCAGCCGCUACAAUAUGGCUCUUGGGCCACUCUGAUGUGGCUCAGCUGCAUAUGGCUCAGCUGCAUAAUCGCCGACCCCUCCGAUUGUUUUGGGGGGGGUUUCCGGAUUUUAGUGCCUCUCCCGGGGUUAACAUUCUCCGAUUUUCACUCGGACUACAACAUUGAGGGCGUGCUGUAAUGGCUUUACUUUUAACGUCCUCUACAACAUGUCAUCGCGCCCGCCUUUACACCAUGCUAUCUGCGUGCCGGCCGGACGCAUGCAUCUCGCUGCUUCUAUCGUCACACGUACGAGAUUGCAAGGCAUACUUGGUCAACAGCCAUACAGAUUACACUGAAGGUUGUGAUAUAAACAACUUUAACACUCUUACUAAUAUGCACCACACUGUGAACCCACACCAAACAAGAAUGACAAACACAUUUCGGGAGAACAUUCUCACAGUAACACAACAUAAACGCAACAUAACAAUUACCCAGUGUCCCUUGCAUCCAUGACUGUUCCAGGCUAUAUUAUACACCCCCGCGCCCCCAACCCCGCCCACCUCAACCGACGGACGAAGGGGAGGGGGUUAGGUACAAACUUCUUUUUACAAACCCCGUUUCCAUAUGAGUUGGGAAAUUGUGUUUGAUGUAAAUUAAAACGGGAUACAAUGAUUUGCAAAUUAUUUUCAACCCAUAUUCAGUUGAACAUGCUACAAAGACAACACAUUUAAUGUUCAAACUGAUAAACAUUUUUUUUGUGUGCAAAUAAUCAUUAACUUUAGAAUUUAAUGCCAGCAACACGUGACAAAGAAGUUGGGAAAGGUGGCAAUAAAUACUGAUAAAGUUGAGGAAUUUUCAUCAAACACGUAUUGGGAACAUCCCACAAGUGUCCAGGCUAACCUACUCAGUGGCCUAGUGGUUAGAGUGUACGCCCUGAGAUCAGUAGGUUGGGAGUUCAAACCAAAGACUGUAAAAAAAAAUGGGACCCAUUGCCUCCCUGCUUGGCACUCAGCAUCAAGGGUUGGAAUUGGGGGUUAAAUCACCAUAAAUGAUUCCCAGGCGCGGCACCGCUGCUGCCCACUGAUCCCCUCACUUCCCAGGGAGGGAUCAAGGGGAUGGGUCAAAUGCAGAGGACACAUUUCACCACACCUAGUGUGUGUGUGACAAUCAUUGGUACUUUAACUUUAACCUAAUUGGGAACAAGUGGGUGCCAUGAUUGGGUAUAAAAACAGCUUCCCAAAAAAAUUAUCAUUCUUUAACAAGAAAGGAUGGGGCGAGGUACACCCCUAUGUCCACAACUGUGUGAGCAAAUAGUCAAACAGUUUAAGAACAACGUUUUUCAAAGUGCCAUUGAAAAAAUUUAGGGAUUUCAACAUCUACGGUCCAUAAUAUCAUUAAAAGGUUCAGAGAAUCUGGAGAAAUCACUCAACGUAAGCGGCAUGGCCGGAAACCAACAUUGAAUGACCCUGACCUUCAAUCUCUCAGACGGCACUGUAUCAAAAACCGACAUCAAUCUCUAAAGGAUAUCACCACAUGGGCUCAGGAACACUUCAGAAAACCACAGUCACUAAAUACAGUUCGUAGCUACAUCUGUAAGUGCAAGUUAAAGCUCUACUAUGCAAAGCGAUAGCCAUUUAUCAACAACAUCCAGAAAUGCCGCCGGCUUCUCUGGACCCGAGAUCAUCUAAGAUAGACUGAUGCAAAGUGGAAAAGUGUUCUGUGGUCUGACAAGUCCACAUUUCAAAUUGAUUUUGGAAAUAUUCGACAUCGUUUCAUCCGGACCAAAGGGGAAGCGAACCAUCCAGACUUUUAUCGACGCAAAGUUCAAAAGCCAGCAUCGGUGAUGGUAUGGGGGUGCAUUAGUGCCCAAGGCAUGGGUAACUUACACAUCUGUGAAGGCAUCAUUAAUGCUGAAAUGUACAUACAGGUUUUGGAACAACAUAAGCGCCGUCUUUUUCAUGGACGCCCCUGCUUAUUUCAGCAAGACAAUGCCAAGCCACAUUCAGCACGUGUUACAACAGCGUGGCUUCGUAAAAAAAGAGUGCGGGUACUUUCCUGGCCUGCCUGCAGUCCAGACCUGUCUACCAUCGAAAAUGUGUGGCACAUUAUGAAGCGUAAAAUACGACAGCAGAGUGCCCGGACUGUUGAACGACUGAAGCUCUACAUACAACAAGAAUGGGAAAGAAGUCCACUUUCAAAGCUUCAACAAUUAGUUUCCUCAGUUCCCAAAUGUUUAUUGAGUGUUGUUAAAAGAAAAGGUGAUGUAACACAGAGGUGAACAUGCCCUUUCCCAACUACUUUGGCACGUGUUGCAGCCAUGAAAUGCUAAGUUAAUUAUUAUUUGCACCCCGGGAUAUUCAACUGAAUAUGGGUUGAAAAUGAUUUGCAAAUCAUUGUAUUCCGUAACCAUUUAUAUUUACAUCUAACACAAUUUCCCAACUCAUAUGGAAACGGGGUUUGUAGAAGAAUAUGGUGGCUCCGGUGUGACUCCUCGACUCCUGAGUGAUGCAAUGCAUUCGUCACUCAGAGAAAAAUGAAUGCAACAAUAUACAGAGACAUUCCAGAUGAAAACCAAAGCUUCCAAUCCAACUUAAUGAAACUUGAGAGGUGCUGCAAAUAGGCAAAACUGCCCAAAGAUAGGCAUCGUAUUAAAAAAGACUUAGGGUUGUUUCUGCUGUCAAAGGAUGAAUCCACAAUCUACUGAGCUUCGAAUACUCAUUAUGUACAUAAGAUUUUUUUUUAAAUUUCUAAUACAUUUGCAAAAUUUAAAAAAAAAGUCGUGUUUUUUGUGGCAUUAUGUGCAGAAUGUUGAGGACAAAAAGAAAUGUAAUCCAUUUGGGAAUAAGGUUGUAAAAUAAAAUGUAGAAAAAGUAAAGCGGUGUGAAUACUUUCUGUAUGCACUGUAGUUGUCUCCCAUUAGCUGCAAUGUUAGCUGCAUCUUGCCAGCAUUUUCAUUUUUUUAGAUUUGGAAUCCAAAAAAAAAAAAUACUUGUUAGUUCUUGUCUCUCAAUGAUUGUGAAUGAGAAGUAACAUUCCAAAAAAGUGCAACCCCCUUGUAAGCUGCAGGCUGUUUUGUACUUUAAAUGAAUCCUUUCCUACUUAAAGUUUAUUUACUCCUUGAAGUUUUGCACAUUUUAUCUUGUCCAAGCCACAAACAUGAAUAUAUUAAAUAUGAAAGACCAAUUCAAAGCAGCACAUGUAGUAUUGCACAAAUAAUGUAUGAAUUUACAUUUACUUUGACAAAUAAGCCAAUAUUCAACAGGCUGUGCUUGUCCCUGCAAUUACAGUUGCAAGUCUUUUUGAGCUUUUUUCUCUAGCACAGUAUUUUUUUCAAAAACAUUACCACACAUUAAUCAAAGUAAAAAAACAGUUUUUGGUUUUGAAGUGUGGACAAGUUCAAGGAGUAUGACUAAUGUUUAAAAAUGUUGUAGUCUGUGCUCUACAUGAUGUGGAAUUACUGUCUCAUCAAGACUUUCGUUUUCAUGCCACUCUUAAAAAUUGUGAAUAAUCAACUUUGUGACAUUUCCACAAAAUCUUGAAAAAUUCCUUUGUCAGACCUGUAGGAUGUCAUCCAGCACCCAUGAUCAAACAAAGCUGAGUAGGCGGGGUGGGGGAAUAGGCUGCGGAGCAAAAAACAAGAAGAAUGCAGAUUUGGAGAGUCCAUCCAAUCUAUUUUCUACCGAUUGUCCCUUUUUGGGGUCGCGGGGAGAGCAAUAAAGUUAGUGUAGUGUUCCGCUGUGGUCAAUUUUAUAGUAUGUAACUUCUUAGCUUGAAUGGUUCAUUUUAGCCUGUUUGAAAAAAAUUCUAAUAUCAAAUUGGCCGCCGCGUCUUUUGAUGUUUCAGUCUCCCAAGCCUCAGUGGAAAAAGUUUAAACACCCUUGAUGUAUCGAUUAUAACAUUUUGAGGAUAUCUUUAUUACAUAACAUGUACACUGCAUGUCGGCUAUCCCAUUUUGAACACAACCUACAGGGAGUGCCACAAAGUCAUGGGUAUACUCAUUUUUACAUGACUGCACCAUAAUUAAUUCUGAAAGUCACAGUUUAUCUAUAAACUGUGACUUCAGAAAGACAAAAAUGUUUUAUUUUGUUUUGCCUUGUAGCAGCAGUGUUGCUAUGGAAGUGUUUAGGAAAGAAAACAUGUAAAGGAGGUACAAUUUUAACAAUGCAUUGGUUGUUUUGUUUAGCACCUGUGAAAUUCAUGUCUUCAUUAAGUUUUCGACAUUAUAAUGUAAAAGUCAACAUAGUGGAUUGAUAUUGCUACUAAUAGUAUAUUUUCAGUAGGUACCUUUGUAUUGUUCACUUUUUUGUCUUUACAUUAUGUACAGCAACGACUCACUCAGUCAUUAAGUGCUCUACUACUGUAUAUGUCUUUGAGUGGGGAUUUUAUUUUUCAUAUUGUUUGAUGGUGUUAAAAAUGAGCGAAUUUGCCUUUUAAAAUAAAUUUUUUCCAGCAUCUGGCAUUUCUAAUUGUAAUCAUUAUUAUUAUCAAUAGUAAUAAUAAUAAUAAUAAUGCACUACAUUGAGUCAAGAUGUUGGUAUGAUUGUCAUGGACCUAAUUCAACAUUGACUGACACACACAAGCAGGAUCUGCCUGGUUCAUUGAAUGUAAUCCUGAACAUACAUAAAAUUAAUUCUUCAUUUCAAUUUUCACUCUAAGCUCUGCAAACAUUUCCUGAUAAAAAACACUUUUUUUUUAAAUAGUUUUUGCUUGUACAGAUGCAAAAAUCACCUCCACUCACUCUUCUUCUGUUAAUUCAGUAUUGUAAUAUGAAAUAAAUCUUUCAUCAACAAAUUUGGUUGUCUUAACUGAUGUGGUGAAAUUGAGGCAAUAUGUACACUAUAUAUAAAUACAGUAUAUACAGUGGGGCAAAAAGUGUUUAGUCAGCCACCAAUUGUGCAAGUUCUCCCACUUAAAAGGAUGAGAGAGGCCUGUAAUUUUCAUCAUAGGUACACUUCACCUAUGUGAGACAGAAUGGGGGAAAUAAUCCAGGAAGUCACAUUGUAGGAUUUUUAAUUGGUAAAUUUCUCUGUAAAAUAAGAAUUUGGUAACUGACAAAAGUAGGAUUUCUGGCUUUCAAAGAGCUGUUUCUUCUUUCAAUCAAUCAAUCAAUGUUUACUUAUAUAGCCAUAAAUAACUAGUGUCUCA
Nerophis ophidion (straightnose pipefish) is the source of this 10679-nucleotide messenger RNA. It is a transcript of the gene adam22, whose product is annotated as ADAM metallopeptidase domain 22. Gene Ontology annotation, molecular function: metalloendopeptidase activity. Bases 186 to 3080 code for a protein of 964 amino acids. NCBI's taxonomy places the organism in Eukaryota, Metazoa, Chordata, Actinopteri, Syngnathiformes, Syngnathidae. The record is from RefSeq and is a predicted model, not a curated record. The transcript has 31 exons. Gene Ontology annotation, cellular component: postsynaptic density membrane. Gene Ontology annotation, biological process: proteolysis.